GCUCCAGGGGUUGAUGGGAGAUGUAGUUCACUGACAUUUUACCGAGCACAGGUUUUGUGGGCGUCUGAAGGGGGUUAGUUAGCUAACACUAAACUGAGCGGUUGUGUCCGGUGUGCGGAGCUGGUGUCCGGUGUGCGGCUGGUCUGGAGAUGUGUGUGUUGGUGAGGCGUUAGGAAGCUGUUGUUGUUUUCCAGCUGUAGCGGAUCGGGGUUAUGAGCGGACUGUAAAGAGGACAGUGCGUCACGACCAGCGACAAGAUGGACACUGGAGAAGAGGCUGACAUAUGUAGAGUGUGUCGGUCUGAGGGAACUCUAGACAAACCCCUCUACCACCCCUGUGUCUGCACUGGAAGUAUUAAAUUCAUUCAUCAAGAAUGCUUGGUGCAGUGGCUGAAACACAGCAGAAAAGAGUACUGCGAAUUAUGCAAGCACAGAUUUGCUUUCACGCCAAUCUAUUCCCCAGACAUGCCUUCACGGCUCCCCGUACAGGACAUUUUUGCAGGCCUGGUGACCAGUAUAGGCACAGCCAUACGAUACUGGUUUCACUAUACGCUGGUUGCCUUCGCGUGGCUGGGUGUUGUACCUUUAACAGCAUGUCGCAUCUAUAAGUGUCUGUUUACUGGUUCCGUAAGCUCCCUCCUGACGCUGCCAUUAGAUAUGCUCUCCACGGAGAAUCUGCUGGCGGAUUGUCUGCAGGGCUGCUUUGUGGUGACCUGCACACUCUGCGCCUUCAUAAGCUUGGUGUGGUUACGGGAGCAGAUUGUCCACGGCGGAGCUCCACUCUGGCUGGAGCAGAACCAGCAGCAGCCUGCCAAUGCAGCAGCACAGGCCAAUGAGGCUGCAGGUGCAGGGAAUGGAGGUGCAGACAACCAGCCUGUCCCAGCCCCGGCUGAGCCCCCAGCGGAGAAUGCAGUGCCAGCAGAGGUCCCUGAGGUUCCCCCUGACCCAGCGGAAGAUCUGGAGCUGGACAAUGACGACGAGGAAGAAGCUGGGGGUGAAGAUGCAGCUGAUGCCAACAAUGGUGCACAAGAUGAUAUGAACUGGAAUGCUCUGGAAUGGGACCGUGCAGCUGAGGAGUUAACAUGGGAAAGAAUGCUUGGCCUGGAUGGCUCUCUGGUUUUUCUGGAACACGUCUUCUGGGUGGUCUCUCUCAACACACUCUUCAUUCUGGUGUUUGCUUUUUGUCCAUACCAUAUUGGACACUUCUCAGUGGUGGGCCUUGGCUUUGAAGAUUAUGUUCGUGCCUCUCAUUUUGAAGGUCUCAUCACCACCAUUGUAGGAUACGUCUUGUUGGCCAUCGCUCUCAUUGUGUGCCAUGGGUUAGCAGCAUUGGUGAGGUUCCAAAGAUCACGACGAUUGUUAGGAGUCUGCUACAUUGUGGUCAAGGUGUCCUUGUUGGUGGUGGUAGAGAUUGGUGUGUUUCCUCUUAUCUGUGGCUGGUGGCUGGAUAUCUGCUCUCUGGAAAUGUUUGAUGCAUCCCUAAAAGACCGAGAGCUAAGUUUUGAAUCAGCUCCAGGCACCACCAUGUUUCUACACUGGCUUGUAGGCAUGGUCUAUGUCUUCUACUUCGCCUCCUUCAUUCUCCUACUCAGAGAGGUGCUCAGGCCUGGAGUCUUAUGGUUUCUCCGAAACCUUAAUGAUCCAGAUUUUAACCCGGUCCAAGAAAUGAUCCACCUGCCAAUAUACAGACAUCUGAGACGAUUUAUAUUAUCAGUGGUGGUGUUUGGUUCAAUUGUUUUGCUGAUGCUUUGGCUGCCUAUUCGUAUAAUCAAACACAUCUUGCCAGCCUUCCUUCCCUACAAUGUGAUGCUCUACAGUGAUGCUCCAGUAAGUGAGCUGUCCCUCGAGCUGCUAUUGCUGCAGGUGGUUUUGCCGGCUCUACUGGAGCAGGGACACACACGACAGUGGCUGAAGGGCCUGGUGAGAGCUUGGACGGUUACUGCGGGAUAUUUACUAGAUCUGCACUCAUACCUGCUGGGAGACCAAGAGGAGAAUGAGAACAAUGCUAACCAGGCGGCCAACAACAACCAGCAGCCCCGUAACAACGCCAACGCCAUCCCAGUGGUGGGCGAGGGCCUGCACGCUGCUCACCAGGCCAUCCUCCAACAAGGAGGACCUGUGGGCUUCCAGCCCUACCACCGCCCGAUGAAGUUCCCUCUCAGGAUUGUGUUGCUGAUACUUUUUAUGUGUGUGACCCUGCUUUUGGCCAGUUUGUUGUGUCUUACUUUGCCAGUGUUUGCUGGCCGAUGGCUUAUGUCAUUCUGGACAGGCAGUGCAAAAAUCCAUGAGCUGUACACAGCAGCAUGUGGCCUGUAUGUGUGCUGGUUGUCCAUCAGGGCCAUCACUGUGUUGCUGGCCUGGAUGCCCCAGGGCCGAAGGGUCAUCCUACUGAAAGUCCAGGAGUGGACGCUUAUGAUAAUGAAGACACUGAUUGUGGCAGUGCUGUUGGCUGGGGUCAUUCCUCUGCUUCUGGGGCUGCUGUUUGAGCUGGUCAUUGUAGCUCCUCUUCGAGUGCCACUGGACCAGACGCCUCUGUUCUACCCGUGGCAGGACUGGGCGUUAGGAGUGUUACAUGCCAAAAUCAUCGCCGCCAUUACCCUAAUGGGCCCUCAGUGGUGGCUGAAAACUGUCAUCGAGCAGGUGUAUGCCAAUGGAAUCCGCAACAUUGACCUCCAUUUCAUCAUCCGAAAGCUGGCGGCCCCAGUCAUCGCCGUGCUGCUGCUGUCUCUCUGUGUGCCCUAUGUUAUUGCUGUAGGCAUCGUCCCAAUCGUAGGAGUCACAAUGGAGAUGCAGAACCUGGUUCAGAGGAGAAUCUACCCCUUCCUGCUGAUGGUCGUGGUUCUGAUGGGAAUACUCUCUUUCCAAAUCCGACAAUUCAAGCGCCUUUAUGAGCACAUCAAGAACGACAAGUAUCUGGUCGGACAGAGACUUGUGAACUAUGAACGGAAAGCUGGUAAAACCAGCACAACCACACACAGCAGCUCAGCGCAGGAGUAAAGAUGGGAAACAUGUUUGUGUGUGUGUGUGUGUAUGUGGGAGAAAGUGAGAGUAAGCGGGUGUGUGAAUGCAACCAUCCCCUCUUUCCCCUUAAUCCCAUUCCCUCUGCCCUCUCCUGGUGUGCAUGUUUGUGUGUAUGAAUGUGUGUGUGUGUGUAUGAAUGUGUGGAUGGGUGGGUGUCCAUCAUUUCUCAUGUCCUUCAACACUCAAGAACUCUCAAUGACUCCUGGCCGUGACUCGAGAACAAUAAAACGUUCAAUAAUCUACAAAAAAAAGAGAGAGAGAGGGAGAGAGACAAAGAGACAAUUUUUUCAAGCCAACCAACUUGGAUUUAAAAAGUACACUGUACAUCUCUGGGAAAAAAAAGAAAAAUGUGUGUAUAUUAAUUUAUUAAAUUAGUUGUCACUUUAUUUUGUGAAAUCCUGUUGCUUGGUCAGAAACGAUGCCAGUGCUGGCUCUCUCCUCUCUUAUGGGGAGAUGCCUGUAGGAGUUUGGGGGUCCAGAGAGUUCUCUCAAACACGAGCGUCUCGGGACUCGGCUGGAAUAGUAAUAGACUAUUAUUUAUUCAUUUUGAUUUCUGUGGGGUAUGUUAUCGACGUUCUUAGGACUCAAGACUUGAGUGGAAGCUGUCUGAAACCACAGUCAACAGUCAAUAACUGCCCUAAUCUUAACCAGUGUAGCAGAAGUGGCUGGAAGUGGAUUUGAGGUGCGCACCUCUGUAGAAACAAACCAGUCCGGCUCACUUCUGAGCUGUGGCAUUUUUUUACGUGGGAAAUGGAGGGGGUUGGGGAUUGAUUGUUCAUUCUUGGUUUUGUGAAUUCUCCUGAAGCAUGUAGUAUACGAGCACCAAGGCGGCAGCAUUAAGCAGCUUGAGCUAAAGUUGGAUGGUAGUGUUUAUGGCUCACAGUGAGCUACCAAGCUUACUCCUGCCCCUAGCUUUUUGUUCGGCUCCGAGAACGCGUUUGUCCUUUUCCAAUAAAUCAAAGAGACUGUCCCUAGAGUGCUUGUUGCUUCAGUGGCUAGGCUAGCAUAAUUAGCUUGCUGUCUAAGUUGUAAGAUGUUGACUGUUCUGUGUGUCUGUCUUGUACUCAGCAUGGCCCAAGAAAACUCAUUUUUCACUUCAUCACCUUACUGACAUUACUGUUGCACAUACAUGGGGAUGUGCUUAAAAAAAUAAAAAGCAUUCUGAAUGGUCUUAAAACAGCAAUAGUUUGGGGAAACAUCCCUUUAGACCAAAUUUAUUUUGGAUGCAGUGUUAAUGUAACUUCACCUUAAGUUUUUUGUCUCAAGGCGAGUGAAUGAUUUAGAAUACGAAUUUUACGGAAGUAAAUAAUCUUUUUUUUGUGUGCGAGUGAGUGAGUGUGUGUCUACAGUCCAGGAGGAAAUCCUCAGAGUUUGUACAUAUGAUGUAAACUUUACAGUACUUUACCGUACUCCAUGUUUUUGUAGCAAUUUUUUCUUUUUUUUUCUCCAUUUCAAAUAGUCCGGGUCUCCCUCACAACUUCCAGAUUUCCCCCUUGGACUGACUGAACGCUUUAGAGAUAGUCCUUCAGUGCUGAGAAUCUCUUAAGUGACCUUGCAGUAUCUCACGACACCAACCCUGGAUACUGUAUGCUUCUUAAUAUUGUUUGGGCUCCUUAAAAAAAGGCAAAUGUUUCUAUUUUUAUAUGUGCAUCUAGUGACAGCAUUUUUUUUCUUUUCUGCGAUCCUGUGUGGUCUGCCGUCAGUCUCAUGUCCUGUUUGUCGCUUCCUGAGCUUCUCUGGGAGGUUCCUUUUCAAAGCGAGCCGACAGUGCGCAGGCGGCAUGCUGGGUAACAGCACUAAACACUCACACGUCUGGUUAACUCUGCCUUGUCCUUUCCACAGCAUGUUCGUAUGAGAAGUUAUUCAGUAUUCUGAAUGUUUUAAAAACCUCCAGCUUGGAGGCAGUGGCUGUAAUUACAUCCUUAUACUGGCAGACAAGUACAUUUUUUUUUUGUUUGUUUGUUGGAGAAUUUUAUUACAAAUAUUAAAUCACAAGUGUGGUAA
Astyanax mexicanus (Mexican tetra) is the source of this 5024-nucleotide messenger RNA. It is a transcript of the gene marchf6, whose product is annotated as membrane-associated ring finger (C3HC4) 6. Gene Ontology annotation, cellular component: endoplasmic reticulum membrane. The record is from RefSeq and is a predicted model, not a curated record. The transcript has 26 exons. The coding region runs from base 258 to 2996 and encodes 912 amino acids. Gene Ontology annotation, molecular function: zinc ion binding. Lineage: Eukaryota; Metazoa; Chordata; Actinopteri; Characiformes; Acestrorhamphidae.